Messenger RNA from Benincasa hispida (wax gourd), 1153 nucleotides. Its product is annotated as zinc-ribbon domain protein. The record is from RefSeq and is a predicted model, not a curated record. NCBI's taxonomy places the organism in Eukaryota, Viridiplantae, Streptophyta, Magnoliopsida, Cucurbitales, Cucurbitaceae.
UAAAUUGAUACUCCUUCGAAAAUGUAAUUGAGAUUUUUCUUAAAAUUUCUAGGUGAGAAAAUACUCAAAGUAAAAGAUGGGAUGUAAAUAGAUGUUUUCCAUAAAUUUUUUAGUUAGAAAAUGCUUCAAAGAAAAAAAAAAAGGUUAAAACGGGCGACCGGCUGAACAAGUUGAUGGAAUGGAACCCCUCCGAAACCUCCAGACUCUCCUGCAACCGAUCAAACCGCAUCUUCCGUCCAGAUAAACAGACCCACCGUCCCGCAAAAUUAUCAAACCCAAAACAAAAUGUUCUUCUUCUUCGUCGGAGGUUUACAGCAACAAGUUCGCCAGAUCAUCAAAUCCAGCGCCGGCCGCUGCAUAAAUUGCAACUCGCCGGCCGAUCUCGUCGACUACGAGAAAGUUCUGAAGCUCUUCUUUGUUCCGGUGUGGCGGUGGCCGGGAAAAGAGCCAUUGAUGCACUGCAACAACUGUAAGCUCUUUUUCCCUCAGUCCUUCUCUCCGCCGCCAAUUUCCGAUCAAUCGCUGCCAUCUGCGGCUCUUUUACGGGCCCUUCAUUGCCGUUCUUGCAACAGAGUAGUGGAGCCCGACUUCAGCUUCUGCCCUUACUGUGGCUCUUCUCUGUAACUUCCAUAAGUUCUAAGUUCUCAAUUGUGUAGUUAAAGAAGGCUAGGUUCUAUGGCUUUUCUUGUUUACUUCUGCUUCAAAUCAUUUGAGAUCUUUUAUAGAUGUGUCUGUUAGUAAUCAUAAUGGUGUCAGAUUCUGUUAUUUGUUCUUGAAACCCGCUUCUUUUGGAUGAGAAAUUGCUGGAAUUCAAGAUUGAGAAUGAAAAAUCUUUAUUAACACUGUUCAAUUUCUUCGUUGAAGAUACAUAGAACGAACAAUACUCGUGUUCAUGUACUUUUACAAGCCUAAAACAAUGAUCUUAGGUAGUGGGCCCUGGAGAAGCGUACCAAAAGCAAAGCAGAAAGAACUUAUAAAGGCAAAACCGAUCAAAUUUAUAUAGCAGUUCUAAUUUACAAAGGGGAUUUUGUAGGGGGAAGAGCCAACAUCUUUCUGCUUUCAGAUGAUUUUCUACAGCUUCUGCAAAGUCCAAUUGAGAGCGUUCUUCUCAAAAGUGGAAGCUGAAGGAGGAAGGAAAGGUAGGUUGGUUUUG